GUCCGUACUCGCUCCCAAUAUUUCAUCUUUCUCUCUUGCUAUUCUUCGAUUAUCCCACCAUAGAACCAUCAAGAUAAGGGUUUAAACUUUAUUGUUUGGUUUGCGGACUCUGCAUCCCUUCCCCUUCUUUCUUGUGCAUCAAUGGCGGACUCUGCAGUUUCACUUGACAAGGUCAAAGGCUUCUUGUACGCCCAGUACAACGACGAGGAGAAGUGGGCCCUUAACGUGGUAGGAGAGAGGAGGCGGCUUUCUUUCUCGGCCAAGACCCAACAUCGGAACUGUGGCAAUGGAAAUGGAGAUCCGCCGUUGCUCUUGUCAGAAACCCUCGCCGAAGGUUUAGACACGUCGCUGAUCUCGUUAAGCGUUCCGAAGCUCAGAAGAAGAGGAAGAGUAUCCAGUAAGGAAAAAAACAAUGGAGAAGAUUUCUGUGCUCUCCUUUCUAUUAGAUCUGAGCUUUACAUUCUUUAUUAUUUUCUCGGUACCCAAACAGUGAGGAAGGAUAGUCUCUGAUGAUGAGUAAAAGUUUCUCUGUAUUUUUUGGGCGAGUUUCUUAAACUAGGAAAAUCGUGAAAUAUAGCAGUAAAUGGAUGUUUGGCAUUGAAAAGUACGGAGAAAACUAUGCAGUUUUUUCAAAGAAUUUGUUGUUCGAAAAUUUCUUAUUUCUGUAAAGUUAAUUUGUUAUAAUGGGAUAUAUUGUAAUCUUUUUGUUAUUGGUUGUUCUAUAUUUGCGCCAUUUUUAUGGCUUUGGCGCCUUACAA
Cannabis sativa is the source of this 758-nucleotide messenger RNA. RefSeq lists its product as uncharacterized. The record is from RefSeq and is a predicted model, not a curated record. The coding region runs from base 142 to 510 and encodes 122 amino acids. NCBI's taxonomy places the organism in Eukaryota, Viridiplantae, Streptophyta, Magnoliopsida, Rosales, Cannabaceae. The transcript has 3 exons.